Desarmillaria tabescens is the source of this 2528-nucleotide messenger RNA. RefSeq lists its product as uncharacterized. NCBI's taxonomy places the organism in Eukaryota, Fungi, Basidiomycota, Agaricomycetes, Agaricales, Physalacriaceae. The record is from RefSeq and is a predicted model, not a curated record. The transcript has 6 exons. Gene Ontology annotation, molecular function: protein binding. The coding region runs from base 208 to 2280 and encodes 690 amino acids.
CCGCCUGUGCACGAGGCAGCUCGUCAAUUACCACCACCACCACCUAGUUAGGUCCGAUUUGACCUACAUCCAUAAAUCGACUGCCCUUUUUUACCUGCUGGUAGCUGGUCAUUUUUGACGACCGACCCACACGAGACAGACUUUAUUCGACACUCGAAUCCAUCACUCCAAAUCAUCCCAACUCAUCUCAUAUUCCAAAAUUCUAGAAUGAGCAAAUCCACAACUGCAACAGUACCAAAGAUCCCAGCCCAGCCACCAACCCAGUCAGCUUGGUCAAGAGGCCCACCACAAACCGCGUCUUCGUCACGAUAUCAAUCUCCAGCUCCUCAGAAUGCAACUGUCCAUGCAGCACAUUCAAGACGCCCUAGUACUCUUGGCCAGGGCAUACACAUAAAAGAUGGAGUGAGCAUUCCUCAGAAUAAAGGAGCUGCGAAGCAAGGACCCGCAGUGUCCUUCGGAUCUUUAGAUGAUGUUUCGGCGCCAAUGUCGUCGUCACCCGCUGCCGCAAAGCUAGGAUCUUCCUCUAUUACGCCACACAAACCACGAAAACAGGACAUUGCUAAAUUGUUCGAGAAUCCAUCGUCGGUGUCCCCGUCACAAGCUUCCUCCGAUACCUCAUCUCCUAAUAUCAGACCUUCAAACCUCCCACCUUCAUCACAGCCUCCCUCGAUACCAUCAUCAUCGUCAUCUCAUCUGCCGUAUUCUCCCUUUGCUCCUCAAAAUGGCAUGCGACCUCAACAGAUAAAUGCUGGCCCUAAUGCUAGUGCUAGUGGCUCUGAUCCAAGGUCGCCUCUGUAUCAACGGCAGGUCCCUAAUGACAAUACCCCCCGUAUACCGAGUAGGCCAACCGGGCCAGGGGCGCCCCCGGGCCAGAUGUCUGGGGGUCUCGGUAGUCCUCGUCUGACACCCCAUCCUCCUCCUACAAAUAUGCCUCCUCCAAUGCAGACCCAAAUGGCAUGGAAGCCCAAUUACUAUUAUAUGGGUGACCAGCCAUAUAUGUACCCUUGGUAUGCAAUGCCUCAGCAGCAUCAGAUGCCGCCUCAACAACCCCAACAUCAUCCGCCUCCUCCCGGUGGGCAUGGCCCUCCCCAUAAUGGGAUACCCGUUUCUCCUCGCAACCACCCUCCGCCUCUUCAAGGACCUGGAACCCCGACUCCGACUCACGCAAUACCAGCUACCCAUUCUCCUCAUCUUUCGCCCACCAUGUCACGUUCUUCUUCCUCUGGAAGCAUUGACAGUUUGUCAUUGCCGCCUCCCACACCCUCCUCCGCCUCGAUGCCCAGUACUAGUCGAUUAAGCACCAGCGCUAGCGCGUUUGUACCCGGUCAACGAUCAAGUGCUCGAAUUUCACUGAAAAAUGUAGACGGGACGGAAAUCAACUUGGAAAACCUUAAGAACCAGAAACACAGUCCCGCUCUGUCUGGCACUGCACUUCCACCGGUUGGAUCGGCACAUGGCAACCCUAAUCGACGGUCUGUUGUACGCAUGGAAUCCGAAGAGGAGCGGUCGGAACGCCUAGCAGGUGAACGGGAGAAGGAGCAGACCAAAGCCAAGGAGAAGGAAGAGAAGGAACUUAGGGAGAAGGAGAAGGAGCAACACACAUCAGCCAUAGAGGAGGCGGUAUGUGUCAGAAACGAGAGCUUUUACUGGGAAAACGGUAUCUUCUUGGUUGAAGAUGAGCUCUUCUGUGUGCCGAGAUAUCAGUUCAUCAAGCAAUCAGAAACGUUCAGAGCCAUGUUCACAUUGCUCCAGGCAGAUGCUAAUGCAGUUGAAGGCAACACCGAUGACAGGCCCAUUCGUUUAUACGGUGUCAGCAAAAUUGAUUUCGAGCGACUGUUGAAUUUCAUGUACCAUCUGGACAUUCCUUCUGUGCCGACAAGGCCGCUGGAGGAAUGGAUCUCGAUCUUGAAGCUCUCUACGAUGUGGGUAAUGACAGAGAUACGCAACAGCGCUAUCUUUCAUAUCAUUGAGCGCCAUCAGGAGGUAGAAGUGGUAGAGCGGAUUACCUUGGGAACAAGUUGUAACGUCCCAGCGUUGGUGAGGUCCGGACUCGUCACUCUGGUUAACCAAGACGGAGGGGUUUCUGAGCGGCAAGCGAGGCUUCUUGGCUGGGAAACGGCGAUGCGCAUCCAGUGGGCGCGGGAAAAAUUGAUAGCGUCGCAAGGUUAUUCAUGCACUUUUGACGAAGAUCAAGUAUGCAUGGCAGCGGCGAGCGUGUUCUUUGGGGAGUCGAGUGAGUCAUUCGAGUCGGAGAUGUUUGAGCCGGGUGCUCCUAGGUAAGGGCAGAGGAUAGUGACGAUGAUCAACAUUUAUAUUGGUAACCCGCAGAUACGCCUCGUUAUGAGCGAAGACGCGGAGAUGCAGUGCACUAAGACUAUCCAGGACUACGUCGCUAGUUGAUACACUAUUCUACUUUGCGGCUCUAUGGGUGUUAUACCACUCGUGUAAUUCCAUGUAUUUUUUUUGUGGGUGCUAUGCUACUGAUGUCGUGAUUUCUAAAAGCAAAGGAAGAACUUAAGGCUUGAAGG